AGUAAAACAGUACAAGUUGGUGAAAUACAAAAUACUUCUGAAAGUGGAGUGACCCUCCAAAUAUUUUGGUUUUGUUAUAAGCUCAUUAGUUCGAACUAGAAGUCUAGAACUGUCUACUGUUUCAACCGUUUCCAAAAUUUCUUUAUUCAUUAAUAUGAUUUUUUUUUUAUUUGAAGGGGAAAAGAAAAAAAAAAAAACUCAAAUCACCCUUUUUGCUUGAUAGUGUAAUGAGCAAUGUUGUCUCAGCAGGGAAUGUUCAGCUGUUCAGUUUUCAUGACCAAAAGUGGUUUUGUUUGUGCUGAGGUUUCUGUAGGAUAAAAAGUUUGGGUUUUUAUUUCUCUAAUGUACAGUGGUGAUAAUGAUGGAAAUGACAUGCAUGAUGAUUAUUAUUUGAUGGCUUUUAUCUUUUGCUUUGCUCUCAAGUGCCAUCCUAUGUUGGUGUGUGGAGCAUCUAUUCUGUAUAACUUUGAUUCCCUUGAAAUCUGAUCUGGCUUAUCUUUUUUUUUUUCUUCUUUUGGGACCAAUUUUCACCCACUAUUUCCACCCUCCACUUCAAAUUUACUUGCUUUGUGUUUGUGAGUGCCUGUUAUCAAAUCUCCAAAAGCUCAAAGAAACUGGUAUUGUGUUCGGCAUAAGGAAUUAGGAUUGAUUUCAGGGUGUAUUCUGUACCUUUUUCAUUUUUAUCUUUGUUUUUUCAUUUGUGCUUAAUGAAGAGCUUUGGAGAUGUAUGAUAUAGAAUUGUAGGUUUGUGUUGUUAGGGUUGAGAAAAAUGGGAUCUCAGGGUGGGGCAGUGCAAGAGCCAAAGACUACUACCCCUUUGGCUAGGCAAGGGUCCUUGUAUAAUCUGACCCUUGAUGAGGUGCAUAACCAACUUGGGAAUUUGGGGAAGCCACUUGGCAGCAUGAAUCUUGAUGAGUUGCUGAAGAGUGUGUGGAGUGCUGAAGCUGGUGGUGGUGGUGAGGCUUCUGGCUGGGACUUUGGUGUUGGUGAUGCUACUAACAUGCCGCAUGGCAAGGCUGCUGCUUCCGGCUCCUCUCUGAAUCCUCAGGGGAGCCUAACUUUGUCUAGGGAUCUUAGCAGGAAAACUGUUGAUGAGGUUUGGAAAGAUAUGCAACUGAAGAAGGUCACUAAUAGGGAUAAAAAAAUCCAGGAAAGGCAAGCUACACUGGGUGAGAUGACUCUGGAGGACUUCUUGGUGAAGGCUGGAGUGGUUGCUGAAGCUUUGCCUACCAAGGGUGGGGCUAUGUCAGGGGUUGAUUCAAAUGGGGCUUUCUCACAACAUGGCCAUUGGUUGCAAUACCAGCAGCUCUCUUCUUCGACGCAGCAGCCGAAUGUGAUGGGGGGUUAUGUGGCUGGCCAUGCCAUUCAGCAGCCUUUCCAGGUUGGAGUGAAUCUGGUUUUGGAUGCAGCAUACUCCGAGCAGCCGGCUUCUUUAAUGGGGACGUUAUCGGAUACACAAACUCCAGGUCGAAAAAGGGGUGCCUCUGGUGUUGUGGUGGAGAAAACUGUGGAGAGGAGGCAGAAGAGGAUGAUUAAAAAUAGGGAAUCUGCUGCUCGGUCACGGGCAAGAAGACAGGCAUACACACAAGAACUGGAGAUUAAAGUUUCACGAUUAGAAGAGGAGAAUGAAAGGCUUAGAAGACUAAAUGAAAUGGAGAGGGCAUUGCCAUCUGUGCCACCACCUGAGCCUAAGCCAAAGCAACAGCUUCGCAGAACUAGUUCAGCCAUCUUUUGAUAUCUUAAUUGCAAUGAAUUCCUAAUUCUUGCCCAUGCUAUCACAUCACAUAGCUCUCAUGUGCAUUAUACUCCCGCCUCUUCAAGUUUGGUUAUAGAUGGGAGGCUAUUGUUUGUGAUGCUAUCAGUUCUCCCCAGCUUGCUCUAUUCUACUAAUGUUUACCUCUUAUGUAUAUUUUGAUUACAACUUAAGCUGCUCUAUAAAUAUACUUACUCUAAUUUUGGGCCCAUUUGUGGGAAUUAUGAAAUUAUAAGUCUUACUUUUUAUUUAACAAGUCUC
Glycine soja is the source of this 2014-nucleotide messenger RNA. Its product is annotated as ABSCISIC ACID-INSENSITIVE 5-like protein 2. The transcript is spliced from 3 exons. Lineage: Eukaryota; Viridiplantae; Streptophyta; Magnoliopsida; Fabales; Fabaceae. The record is from RefSeq and is a predicted model, not a curated record. Gene Ontology annotation, molecular function: DNA-binding transcription factor activity. Bases 770 to 1735 code for a protein of 321 amino acids. Gene Ontology annotation, biological process: positive regulation of DNA-templated transcription. Gene Ontology annotation, cellular component: nucleus.